UACUCUCUCAAGAGUACAGCUAUUUUCAUUACUCCUAACUCCCUCCCUUCCCUUCUCUUUUGGUUUAGUCCCUCAUUCAUGGCUUCUCCGUGUCCUCUUACAUUUUCUCACUUCCGUCCCUAAUUCCUUAACAACCCAUUGUUUUAACCUCUUUUCCACUUUUAGUGUUUUUCUUGUCUAUGUUGUGUUGUAACCGUUUGUUUCAUUAAAGGAAAGAAGACAUGAACGCUGGGGUGUCCCUCAAGUACAGUUUCACCAUGUUCCUGCUUGAAUUGUUCAUGUUUUUCGCCUGCUUCCAUGAAUGUUUAUCCAGCCCACCAGAUCAUCGUAAUGGUUAUAUGUUAACAGACGGGACGACGGAUGCUUUCUUACCUAACAUUACUCCAACCGCAGCUCCUCAGCCAUUUCUUCCUCUGCUUGCACCUUCUCCACUGUCACCCUUCACAACUAGUACUUCUCCUAAAUUAUCAGGACUUUGUAUGUUAAAUUUCACUGCUGCUCAAAGCUUGAUAAGCGUCACCUCGAUUGAUUGUUGGGCUGCAUUUGUUCCAUUGUUGGCAAAUGUAAUAUGUUGUCCGCAGCUACGUGCUACUCUUGUGAUUCUUGUUGGUCAAUCAAGUAAAGAGACUGGCGUUCUCGCUCUAAACAGAACCCUUGCCAAGCCUUGCCUCUCGGCUAUUGAGAAUGUCCUGACAGGACAGGGCGCUGGUGAGAAUCUCAAGCACAUUUGCUCGAUUCAUCCAUCAAACCUUACUGAAGCAUCUUGCCCUGUGAAAGACGUCGACGAAUUCGAGGACACCAUAGACACUUCUGAGCUUUUUGCUUCAUGUGAAAAGAUCGAUCCCGUGAAAGAAUGUUGUGACCAAGUUUGCCAAAGUGCCAUAUCGGAUGCUGCAACAAGACUUGCACUGAAAGCUUCUGAUCCUCUGAGCAUGGAUGGGCCCCAUGUUUUACCCGAGCAUUCGACAAGGGUAAACGACUGUAAAACUGUCGUCCUUCGGUGGUUGGCAAGUAAACUCGACCCUUAUCAUGCAAAAGAAGUUCUCAGAGGACUAACCAAUUGCAAUGUCAAUAAAGUUUGCCCUCUCGUUUUCCCGAACAUGAAGCACGUGACAAACAGCUGUGGAAAUGGGAUAAGCGACCAGGCGGCUUGUUGUGAUGCUAUGAAUAGCUACGUUUCUCACUUGCAAAAGCAGACCCUGAUCACCAACUUACAAGCAUUGGAUUGUGCUACGUCGCUCGGGUUGAAGCUCCAGAAAUACAAUAUCACUAAAGAUGUUUAUAGCCUAUGUCAUAUAUGCCUCAAGGAUUUCUCCCUUCAAGUUGGAAGCCAGGCAUCCGGAUGCCUCUUGCCAAGCUUACCCUCUGACGCAACGUUGGACAAGUUUUCCGGGAUCAGUUUCAUUUGCGAUCUGAACGAUAAUAUUCCCGCUCAAUGGCCCUCUAUGUCACUACUACCAGCUUCAUCAUGCAAUAAAACUGUAAGAAUUCCUGCACUACCAGCAGCAACAAAUGCUCAAAAUGGUCUUCACACUGGAUAUGCUGCGGUUUUUCUCCUCGUCGCAUCUUUGAUGGCCGUAACGAAGCUCUUACAAAUAUAGUUCGAGGGUAGCCUAAUUCGAUCUUUUCCGAGAUCCCCAUCAUGCAUACAAAGCUGAAGAUAACUGGAAGCAAGUCUUGAAAGAAAAGGUUGUAUGCUAUGAUACUGACAUAACUCUUGGUUUAUUAAAAAGAUUAAGCAGAGACCAGAGGUGGAUUGAAGUUGAUGCGUCUGAUCAUAUUUAAUUCACGAUUCUUGCAGGGUUUUGUGUAACAAUAUGUUGUAAAGUAAAUAACAUGGGAGAGAAGACAGACAGAUAUGCUGUUUUGUCUUGUAUCUAUGUGUGUAUUCUCAAGUAUAACAUGUAAAUUUUGAUUGGUA
Molecule: messenger RNA, 1921 nt
Organism: Hibiscus syriacus
Lineage: Eukaryota; Viridiplantae; Streptophyta; Magnoliopsida; Malvales; Malvaceae
Exons: 8
Coding region: 222-1601 (459 amino acids)
Cellular component (GO): plasma membrane
Source: RefSeq, a predicted model, not a curated record